Molecule: messenger RNA, 9350 nt
Organism: Chelmon rostratus (copperband butterflyfish)
Lineage: Eukaryota; Metazoa; Chordata; Actinopteri; Chaetodontiformes; Chaetodontidae
Gene: lama1
Product: laminin, alpha 1
Exons: 63
Coding region: 1-9231 (3076 amino acids)
Biological process (GO): axon guidance; regulation of cell adhesion; camera-type eye development
Cellular component (GO): basement membrane
Molecular function (GO): extracellular matrix structural constituent; signaling receptor binding
Source: RefSeq, a predicted model, not a curated record
AUGAAGAUGCUGCUGCUGUUGUUGCUGCUGGAACAUGCUGCAGCUCAACAGAGAGGUCUGUUCCCAGCCAUCUUGAACCUAGCCAGUAACGCAGAGAUCAGCAGCAACGCAACAUGUGGAGAUCCAGAACCUGAAGUUUACUGUAAACUGGUCGAACACGUUCCAGGACGACCGAUCAAGAACCCACACUGCCCGAAAUGUGAUGCCAACUCCGUCCUGUCCAAAGAGCGUCAUCCAAUCACAAAUGCCAUUGAUGGGACGAAUCAGUGGUGGCAAAGUCCAAGUAUCAAGAACGGACGACAGUUUCACUGGAUCACCAUCACACUGGACCUCAAACAGGUUUUUCAAGUCGCCUACAUCAUCAUCAAGGCAGCUAACUCUCCCCGGCCAGGUAACUGGAUCUUGGAACGCUCUCUAGACGGUGUGACCUUUGACCCCUGGCAGUUUUAUGCCAUCAGUGACUCUGAGUGUUUGUCUCGUUACAACGUGACGCCACGACUCGGACCGCCGACCUACAAGACUGACACAGAAGUCAUCUGCACGUCUUACUACUCCAGACUGAACCCUCUGGAACAUGGAGAGAUCCACACCUCUCUGAUUAACGGCCGACCUGGGGCAGACGAUUUGACCUCUGACCUCCUGAACUUCACAUCAGCUCGUUACAUCAGACUGAGGCUACAGCGAAUCAGAACGCUCAAUGCCGACCUGAUGACCCUGAGCGCCCGUGACCCCCGAGACAUCGACCCCAUCGUCACCCGAAGGUAUUAUUAUUCCAUUAAAGACAUAUCUGUAGGCGGAAUGUGUAUCUGUUACGGCCAUGCGCAAAGCUGCCCACUGGACCAUGUUACCAAGAAGCUGCAGUGUGUGUGUGAACACAACACCUGUGGCGAGAGCUGUAACGAGUGUUGCCCGGGUUACCACCAGCAGCCAUGGCAACCAGGAACUGUCUCAGAGGGAAACACAUGUGAAAAAUGUAACUGUCACAACAAAGCAGUUGACUGUUUCUACAAUCAGACUGUCUCUGAACUCUUUUUGAGUUUAAACACUCGUGGCGUUCGUCGGGGAGGCGGAGUCUGCAUCAACUGUCAACAAAACACCGCUGGCGUUAACUGUGAAACCUGCAUCGCUGGAUACUACAGACCUGCUGAGGUUUCUCCAUAUUCAGACUCUCCUUGUGUUGAGUGUAACUGUGAUCUGAGAGGAUCAGAGUCUUCAGUCUGCACCAGAGACGACACACAGCCAGGUGUGUCUGCAGGUCAGUGUGUGUGUAAGGAGGGUUUUACAGGUCGACAGUGCGAUCGUUGUGCGUUUGGAUACAGAGAUUUUCCUCUGUGUGUUCGAUGUGAGUGUAACCUCUCCGGCAGCAUCAACACAGACCCCUGCAGCCCCUGCAUCUGCAAGAUGAACGUGAUGGGAGCUCACUGUGAUCUGUGUAAGCCGGGUUUCUACAACCUGCAGGAGAAUCAUCCACUCGGCUGCACAGACUGUUUCUGCUUCGGUGUUUCUGAUGUCUGCGAGAGCUCCGCCUGGUCCACGGCUCAGGUGUUUCAUAGAGAUGCUUUGCUCCAACCCUCUCUGUCCAUCCACACCCCCUCUGUUGUCCAUGGCAACGACCUCACCAUCCCCAGCAACAUCUCCUCUGGCCACGCCUACCAACAAGUGCUGUCGUGGACAGCGCCCGACAGGUUCCUUGGCAACAAGCUCAUCUCCUAUGGAGGUUUCCUGAAAUACACGGUGCUUUACGACAUCCCCUUGGACAAUGAAGACCAUUCUCUCCCCGCCGACUCUGACAUCGUCAUCGAGGGAAAUGGUCGGGCUCUUCGUCUCUCUCCUCCUCUCCUCCUCUUCCUCUCUCCACUGGCAGAGCGCCUUGUUACCAUUGUGAUUGCUGAGUGGCAAUUCCUCGACAUAAAGACAGGCACUCACAUCACCCGUGAUGACCUGCUGUCAGUCCUCGCUGACGUGACAUCACUGACAGUCAGAGUUCACCUGAACAUCUCUGCCAGCGGGCCGAUACGUCUCAGUUCAGUGUCUCUGGACUUUGCUGACUCUGGCUCAGUUUCUGGCAUUCAGGCGGUUGCCGUGGAGAUGUGUGAAUGUCCGUGGGGUUACACUGGCACUUCCUGUGAGGCAUGUCUGCCAGGUUUCUACAGGGUGGGAGGAGUUUUGUUUGGAGGGAACUGUAUGCAGUGUGAAUGCAACGACCACGCCACAGAGUGUGACAUUAAUGGAGUUUGUUUGGAUUGUACCCAUAAUUCCACUGGUCCUCACUGCGAUCAGUGUCUUCCUGGUUUCUAUGGCGACGCCACAGAGGGGACAGCAGAUGACUGUCGGUUGUGUCCAUGUCCACUGACAGAGCCAUCCAACAGUUUCAGUCCCACCUGUGUUCUGGAGGCAUCUGGCCAGGUGUCAUGUGAUCAGUGUCAGGAGGGAUACACAGGAACCAAUUGUGAGAGGUGUGCCAGUGGCUUCUAUGGUAACCCACAAGUUUUGGGUGGGGCCUGUGUCCGCUGUCACUGUCACGGUAACGUAAACAUCAGCGAGGCAGGGCACUGUGACACCAUCACUGGGGAGUGUCUGCGUUGCCUUGGCAACACUGCUGGGAGACACUGUGAGGUCUGUCAGCCUGGUUACUAUGGAGACGCCAUGCACGCCAAGGACUGUCAGGAGUGCAGCUGUGAUGUCAGUGGCUCCGUCUCCAGCGUGUGUGAUGUCACAACAGGUCGUUGUUUGUGCAGAGAGAACGUGACGGGACAUACCUGUGAUCGCUGCCAGUCUGGAUAUUUUGGGCUGCAGAGUGGGAGGGGCUGCCAGGCCUGUGGCUGCAGCCAAUCAGGAUCUCUUUCCGAGUCAUGCGAUGAGGAGGGGCAGUGCCUAUGUGUGGAGGGCGUGACUGGCGACAAGUGUGACCGCUGUAGCCGUGGUUACUAUGGUUUCUAUGCCGAUGGCUGCACAGCAUGCACCUGUGACCACACUGGAGGGAACUGUGACCCCGACAGUGGUGAGUGCAUCUGCCCCCCCCACACAGAGGGAGACACCUGCGAUGUGUGUGAGACAGGCUACUGGGGUCACGACCCCACGACAGGCUGCAAGCCAUGCAGCUGCAGCACCGCAGGAAGCUCCACCCCUCAGUGUGAUCUGACCAAUGGACAGUGUCACUGCAGAGAAGGGUUCUCUGAGAAGUCAUGUGACCAGUGUGCCCCUGGUUACCAUGGUUACCCAGAAUGCUCGCCAUGUGGAUGUGAAAUGGCGGGAACAGAAGAGAAGUUCUGCAACACAACGCUGGGAGUGUGUGACUGUCAACACACUGGAGAGUGUGUGUGCAAGGCUGGUGUGUCCGGGCGACGCUGUGAGGAGUGCGUCUCUGGUUCGUUUGCUCUGUCAGCUGAGAAUCCAGACGGCUGCUCUCAGUGUUUCUGUUCAGGACUCAGCAGAGACUGUGAGGAGCAGGGAGGACUCCAUAGAGUACCUAUCACCCUGGCUCACGCUCCCAGUCUGUUGUCACUGGUCAGUCAGUCUAACCUGCAGGGGGGCAUAUCUGGAGUUUACCAAGAUGGCGGCGACAUGCUGCUUGACACCAGACAGCUCAACACCAGCAGGCUUGCCGGUCCACUCUACUGGAGACUGCCCCCCCAGUUCGAAGGCCAGAAGCUGCUGUCCUACGCUGGCCUGCUGUCUUAUAUCAUCACGUUUUACGCUGAGGACGGCUCGGGGCUGUCCAACCAGGAACCUCAGGUCCUGAUGAGGGGGGGGACCCUGAGGAAGCUGGUGAUAUACACUGACAUGGCUGCACCUAGAAGUGGCAUCAGGACACAGCAUGACAUCAGGAUGACAGAGCACAAGUGGAAGUAUUUUAACUCAGUGUCAGAGAAGUCAGUGAGUCACGCUGACUUCAUGUCCGUCCUCAGUAACAUUGAGUACGUCAUCAUCAAGGCUUCGUACGGGACCGGACUGCAGCAGAGCAGGAUCUCUAACAUCACCAUGGAGACAGCAGUGGAGGCGGAGUUAGAGGAGGUGUCAGAGGUCGAAGAGGCUGUGGCCAGAUUGAUUGAGUCCUGCGUCUGUCCACCUGGAUACACUGGACUGUCCUGUCAGGACUGUGCUGCGGGUUUUUUCCGCCAGCCUUUGUCUGAGCUGUCGUCUCAGAGUCUGAAGUCAUUGUUUGUUCGUCCGUGUGUUCGAUGUCGCUGCAACAACCACAGUGAGAGCUGCGACACAGAGACCGGAGAGUGUCAGAGCUGUCAGCAUCACACCAGUGGACAGAGCUGUGAGCUAUGUGCCCCAGGGUAUUAUGGGAAUGUCAGCGGCUCCAUCAGUGACUGCUCGCUGUGUGCUUGCCCCCUACAGGACAACAGUUUCAGUCCCACUUGUGUGUCAGAGGGAGUGUUUGGUGAUUUCCGCUGCACCGACUGUCAGACAGGAUAUGAAGGGCGAUACUGUGAGAGGUGCUCUGUUGGUUACUAUGGUAACCCAACGUUACCAGGUGGGGUGUGUUCAAGGUGCAGCUGCAGCGGGUGGGGCUCCCUGCAGCCGCUGUGCGACAUGCUGAGCGGACAGUGUGUGUGUAAGGCCGGUGUCAAAGGUCAGUCCUGCGACCAGUGUGAGGAAAGACACAUCCUGCACGGAAGAGAGUGUGUAUCAUGUGAUGACGAGUGCACCGGCGUUCUGUUGGAUGACUUGGAAAAAAUACACAACCGUUUUCUGUCCGUCAACCUGAGUGGCGUUGCAAUGGCACCGUAUCGCCAGCUAGUGCUGCUGGAAAACCACACCAGAGACAUCCAGGUAAAUAAAAUAAUGACCUCCAAUGCGUUGCGUCUCUCCAGAGUAGAAGACAAGCUGAAUGAUUUGACUUCUGAUGUCAGCACUCUGCUGCAGCAGGUCACACAUCUGUCAAAUGACCUAGGGAAAGUGGGCAUGUCCACCAAGGACAGUCUUUCCCAGGGUGCACUGCUGCUGGAGAACAUAAGUAGCCUUCAGGACAGCAUCCAGGUGCUUCAGAGGGAGGCAGGGCACCUAAACCAGACCACAGAGGAAGAGCUCAGUUCAGCCACUCAAACGCAUCUGUUGGGGGAGGUGGAGUCCAUGUUGGAAACCAUCAGAGCUAUCAACCUAUCGACUGCUAAUGCUACAGCCAAUCAGGAGCUGCGCCUCGCCGAGUCUGUCGUUCACUCCCUGCAGACACUCUUCCUGUCCAGCAUGGUGGCGCUUGACGAAAAGCUCCACCCCCUGUCCACCUCCCUCUCCGUUGGCAUUGAAACGCUGCAACAUGCGCACACACAGAUGAACAAUGCUGCACGACGAAUCACACAAACACACACUCUGCUGGACGCCGCACACACUCUGCUGCACCAGUAUCAGUUUGUCCAUCAGAACCUGAGUGCUCAGUGUUUGUUUGUGGACGGAGUGAUGGAGGACAGUCAGCUGCUGCUGGACGAUACCGUCAGCCUGGCGGAGAAGUUAACAAACACCACUGCACAGGUGGAGGUGUUCAGUGGUCAGUUGGAUCAGUGGCGCCCUCUGCUGAGGAAACAGGUUGAUGGUUUGGUUGUUGGACUGAAGAUGACGGACGCUCUGGAGAACGUUUACCGUGCAGAAAGCCAUGCCCAACUUUUGCAGAGCCACGCAAACUCCCUGCACUCCCUGUUGUCGGCGUGUAACGUGUCUCAGAACGGCAGCCGAUUGGUUCAGCUCGACAGUGACAUCACAGAACGAGUUGACUCCGCCCAGCGGGUUGCCUCGAUUGCCCACGUCUCUGCCCUCCUUGCUGUCAAUAUGACCAUCCUAUCAGAGCAGCUGCUGUCAGAGGAGGGUGGAGCCAAACUCAACAUCAGCUCUGCUGUUUUGGAAGAAAGUCAACAAAUCAACAAGACGGCUGAAGACCUGCAGCUGACUGCGUUGAUGUUAACCAGCAGACUGGGAUUGGUCAGAGACAGUGUCCAUAAUUUCAGCCUCCUCCUCAAUCAGCCAAUCAAAGAGCUGCAGAGCCUCUCUAAUGGCUCUUCCUCGACGCUGCAGCGGGCUCAGCUUCAGGCUGCGACAGCGCGCUUCAGCCUGCAGGAGGCUCUAGUUCGGCUGCACAGAUUCCGACAGCAGCUGCAGGAUUCUUCUUCUGUGGUGGAAAACACCAACGACACAGUGAGGGAGACGAACCGGCUGGUGACUCACUCACACACUACAGCCAAUGAGGCGCAGCGUAAGAUGGAGGAGGCGGAGCAUCGUACGGAGCAUCUGAUGGGCCGAAUAAAGCCGCUGAGCAUGCUGGGAGAAACACUAAGCAGGAAUCUGUCUGACAUCAGAGAGCUGAUCGACCAGGCCAGAAGACAGGCUGCCUCGAUUAAGGUGGCGGUGCAGGUGGACAGAGACUGUGUUCGAUCCUACAAACCACAGAUUCAGUCCAGUAACUUCAACACUCUGAGCCUGAUCCUGAAGACGUCCAGUCCAAACAACCUUCUGUUCUACCUGGGCAGCAACACCACGGUGGACUUCCUGGCAUUAGAGAUGCACGAUGGGAAGGUCUCUCUGGUUUGGGAUGUAGGUUCAGGCAGCACCAGACUGGAAUUUCCCAGACUGGACAUCACCAACAACAAAUGGACGAGAAUCAACGCUACACGAUUCGGGGCCCACGGCUCGCUGUCGGUCCAUCAGCUGGAGUCAGAUUUGGCUCCGUUACCCGCGGUAACAGCAACAUCACCGGGAUUGUCCAGAGUUUUAGAUAUUGACAGAAACACUGUGAUCCACAUCGGAGGACUGGGAACUGCAACUCAGACCCCCACAGCGCUGCGGUCCUCCACCUUCCAGGGCUGCCUGGGCGAAGGAUCACUCAACGAGAAAAACAUCGGACUGUGGAACUAUGACAGCAGAGAGGGAGAGUGUGGAGGCUGUUUCAGCAGUCCCCAGGCGGAGGGGACAUCCUUCCAUUUUGAUGGGUCUGGAUUUUCAUUGGUUCAGAAAUCUCUGCGAGCAACCUCCACGUCUAUCGUCCUGCUGUUUAAAACACUGUCGCCAGGCGGAUUACUGCUGUACCUGGCCUCCAACAACACUAGGGACUUCCUGUCCAUGGAGCUGGUGGAGGGGCAUGUCCGUCUGACCUUUGACCUUGGCUCAGGUGCUCUGAUCAUGACUUCCAACAGGAAGUACAACACUGGAGUGUGGUACAAGAUCACACUGCAGAGGAACAAACGCAAAGGUUACCUGUCCAUCAUGGCAGCCGACCAAUCAUCAGAGAAGGAGGUGUUGGAGGCGGAGUCUCCUGGAACAGCCUCCGACCUGAAUCGCUCCGACCUUGACCCCAUCUACAUCGGCGGACUUCCUGCCUCCAGACCAAUUAGGCGACAGGUGGUCUCCAGAUCAUAUGUGGGCUGUAUAAAGAAUGUGGAGAUCGCUCGGUCUAACUUUGACCUGCUGAGAGAUGCAUUCGGAGUCAGGAAAGGCUGUGUACUCAAGGCGGUGCGGAGUGUGUCGGUGUUGGCCGGAGGCUUUGUUCAAGUCGCUCCUCGGUCAUUUGGUCAGGAGGCGGAGUUUCUCUUCUCCUUUUCCACAAACAACCAAUCAGGAGUCCUGCUGGCUGCCUUCAAUGAGGACCGAACACAGCGACAGAACUUCCUGUCUGUCCACCUGGUCUCAGGUGCUUUGGAGGCAGAGCUUGGUGAGGUGGGGGGGUCUAUUCGGAGGGUGAUAAUGGUGAAACCUGAUGGAGGAUCCUUCAGUGACGGAACAAAACACUCUGUUAUUAUCACCAUCAACAGGAAAUCUCUAUCCAUGCAGGUGGACGAGGAGCAGGUGAAGUCCGUCCCUCUGUUGCCAAGUGGAUUUUCUCGUUUGUCUCCAGCCUCUUUCUUCAUUGGUGGGCUGCCAUUAGGGGAGGAGUUUCAUCUGCCAAUUAGAUUACAAGACAUGUCCAGAUCGUUCAGAGGCUGCGUCCAACACCUGGUGGUGGGAGGAAUGCUUGUCGACCUAUCAGGAGCUGUGAGAUAUGAGGGGGUGGAGCUUGACAGCUGCUUAUUGGAAGAGAGAGUCGGGGGUGUGGUGCUCCUUGAUGACCAGGAUGUAGAACCAACUCAUGACCCUGCUGAGUUGACUGUAGUACCACCCACACACUUGAGUGCCCUGACGCCGGGGGCACUAACGUGUGCUUCGGACACGGAGCCAACCUUCCUGCCAUCAGCCGCUCAGUUCGGUUCAUCAAGAAACAGUCACAUGACCUUCAUCAUAAAUCCGACUACUGUCAGAAGAAGUGUGUCGGUCAGGUUGUCGGUUCGAAGCCGAGCUCUGGAUGGGCUGAUCCUGCUCCUCUCUGACUCCAAACAGAUGGACUUCAUCCUCCUCAGACUGAUGAGGGGGAGGCUGAUGAUGUCAGCUGACCUUGGGAAAGGCCCCGCCUCCAUCACCUCAUCUGUCACCAUUAAUGACGGAGAGUGGCACACUGUGAGCGCUGAGCUCAGCCGGCGGUCGCUGUCAGUGUCAGUUGACGGUUCGAGUCCGGACUCCACAUCAGUUAAAGGAAACCAGCUGGACGUGGACAGCAGGCUUUACCUGGGAGGACUGCCGCACGCACACACAACCAAGAGGAUUAAUGUCAGCAGCAGUUUUUCAGGUUGUGUUCGCUCUGUCAGUCUGAAUGGAGCCACGAUGGACCUGUCCAAGCCAGCCUCACAGCAUGAUGUCACUUCCUGUUUCACCAAUGAGCAGACAGGAAGUUACUUUAAUGGGAGUGGAUACGCUGCCCUCAUGCGUGAUGGUUAUAAGGUUGGCUCAGAUGUGUCAGUGUCUCUGGAGUUUCGAACAAGUCAAUCCGAAGGAGUAUUUCUGGGAAUCAGUAGUUCUAAGGUCGACGCCAUCGGACUGGAGAUGAUCAAUGGACAGGUGGUGUUUAAUGUGAAUAAUGGGGCGGGUCGAGUGUCGGUGCGUUCGAUUGGUCAGAUGUUGUGUGAUGGACAGUGGCACCGCCUGCUGGCCAGGAAAACUAAACACACCCUGAGCCUGACUGUAAAUGAGCGGAGUUACACCACACCCAACCCUUACCCACAGUCCACCUCUGCUGAGACCAACAACCCUGUUUACCUGGGAGGCUAUCCAGUUGGCGUAAAGCAGAACUGCCUUUCGAUAAGCUCCAGGUUCAGAGGUUGCCUGAGGAACCUGCAGCUUGUCAAGUCUCACCUGACUGACUCGCUUGACCUGAGCUCCGCGCACUUCCGUUUGGGUGUCACUCCUAACUCGUGUCCUGUUGCCUAGCAAUGCUCAGACAGGCUCUGAUUGGUCCACAGACAUCCACAGCUUCAGUGUUUCUCCACAGAACAGAGAAUAAAGAUGAAUCUGUAGUCUGAAACAUUUCGUAAACAGCCGAAGGUAUU